AUGUUAAGCUUCGUCAAAUCCCUGAAGACAAGCUCCGAGGUGUCCCUCAAAAAAUUCAUGGUACCAGGAGAACAGGCCGGAGGGGGAGAUGAUUGGGGAAUACCUCAAAAACUUACAAUUGCUCGGGAUGAUGAUCAAUCAAAGCCCAUCCUCCGCGUUCCUCCAGCUUUUGAGGAAACGUACGACCUCGAGAAACUACGAUACCCAUUCAAAGUGCAGUUCAUGGAGAAUCUCCCGGCACAGAUGAUCAAGCACCUGACUGAAAUCAUCGGGAAGAAUUCUGUUAGCUCGGACUUACGCCUUCACUGGAACAAAUGGAAGUCCACAGCCACUAGGCGGCUCUUUCGGAACAAGUACGAUAUUUUAGACCUCACCAAGCAUAGCUGGCUUCUGGUGGGAAUAGCAUUCAAUAUCAUCCAUCCAGAUGAUGCCUGUUUGCUUGAUUUUACCGAAACCAAGGAUGGCCGUGCAAAGGCUGACAUUCAUAUGAGAAUGCAGUCUUCUGGUGAAAUAAUCAUCUUGGAAACUGUUAUCGACCCGAAACUCGGGGAAGAAUAUACAUCAAAUCUGGUCAAGCUAGCAUCGGGUGAAUUGCAGUCGAGUUUUGAAGCCGAUCUACCCGAUGGCUUUGAUGGACAUGAGGCGAUUCUCGCAAAACUAUCGUACGAGGCUAUGGAAGAUUGGGGAAAGGGUCCUCGUUGGGCAAUCAUUUAUGGUGGCAAUCUGUACAUCCUCUACCUUGUGGUCCCAGUAGUAGUGGGUAACACAAAGAGAUGUUUGUUCAUAUCUUCAGGAGUGCUUCCUAUCGACAGCACCGAGCAUCCUUAUUUGGCACUGAAGCUUUAUAUGAUGCUAUCCUCUCGUAUACCACGCGAAGAUUUAAUGACCUUAUUGGGUGUCCAAGCACCUUUAGGAAGCACAAUCCAACUAUCAACAGAACUCUGUGGCACUAGCGUAGGCGGUGAUUGUGCCGAGUCCAAACCAUUUGAUCCCACAUCUCCUGAUCCGUCCACGGAAGUUCUCCUCGAUCGUCUGAUGAAUGGAGAACAAUCAGACGUGAAUGACCAUGGAUCCCACUCUGAAUUGCUCAAGUUCUUACUGCAACCCCUGGGAACUGGGAGCACCAGCACUAUCUAUCGAUCUGGUAAGGCCGUCUUCAAGGUCUCUGGUUUGAAACACGAAGCAGAUAUAGAGAAUGAAGCUCGGGAGCCUUACCAGGAUUGCCUUCACCUACAGUGUCCAUCCCGUGCAACCCUCCACCACAAGUUGGACUUGGCCAUGUCCACAAUACCUGCUUUCCCGUCUAACUUUGAAAAGGCACCAGCGCCUUGGAACCUCAAGGCAGAAGCAUGGUGGUUUAUGCUUUCACUUUACGGAAAGAACGAGCAAGAACUCUCUCCAGGCUGGUUUGCACCGCUGGAAUCGAACGCGGCCGAGAUAGCACACGAGCCAGGAGCCUACAGAGGCGGUUUGAGUGUCGCUUCACUGAUACGGUAUUACGAGAGUCCUGUGGGUCCUU
Molecule: messenger RNA, 1519 nt
Organism: Acaulospora colombiana
Lineage: Eukaryota; Fungi; Glomeromycota; Glomeromycetes; Diversisporales; Acaulosporaceae
Source: the annotation of a GenBank genome assembly